Heteronotia binoei (common prickly gecko) is the source of this 2261-nucleotide messenger RNA. RefSeq names its product Rac family small GTPase 1 (gene RAC1). Gene Ontology annotation, cellular component: dendritic spine; plasma membrane; cytoplasmic vesicle. Gene Ontology annotation, biological process: actin filament organization; establishment or maintenance of cell polarity; small GTPase-mediated signal transduction. The transcript has 6 exons. The record is from RefSeq and is a predicted model, not a curated record. Gene Ontology annotation, molecular function: GTP binding; GTPase activity; protein kinase binding. Bases 264 to 842 code for a protein of 192 amino acids. NCBI's taxonomy places the organism in Eukaryota, Metazoa, Chordata, Lepidosauria, Squamata, Gekkonidae.
GGGAGCGAGGCCGGCCGGAUGUGAGCGGAGCGGCCGCUUCCUGUUUCCGCACUCCUCGCGCUUUGGGUGGUGGCCGUUGCCUUGUCGGUGGGGGCCGGUUUUUCUCCCCCUCUCCUCCCUCCCCCCUCCGCGUUUCGAAGGGCAGCGGCGGCCCCUCCCCCUUUUCUCCUCAGGCAAUCUCGCGGGGGCUCCUCGGCCCACCCAGCAGAGCAGCAGCAGGAGGCCUCGAGAAGCGGCACGAAGCAGCCGCCGCCGCCGCCCCGAUGCAGGCCAUCAAGUGUGUGGUGGUGGGAGACGGUGCUGUAGGUAAAACAUGCCUACUCAUCAGUUACACAACCAAUGCAUUUCCUGGAGAAUACAUACCCACAGUUUUUGAUAACUAUUCUGCCAAUGUGAUGGUUGAUGGGAAACCAGUCAACCUGGGCUUGUGGGAUACAGCUGGACAAGAGGAUUAUGACCGACUCCGCCCACUCUCCUAUCCACAGACAGAUGUGUUCUUAAUUUGCUUCUCGCUUGUGAGCCCUGCGUCCUUUGAAAAUGUCCGUGCGAAGUGGUAUCCUGAAGUGCGGCACCAUUGCCCCAAUACUCCCAUCAUACUUGUGGGCACCAAACUGGAUCUUCGAGAUGACAAAGACACCAUUGAAAAACUGAAGGAAAAGAAGCUGACUCCUAUCACUUACCCACAAGGCCUUGCCAUGGCAAAAGAGAUCGGUGCAGUGAAAUACCUUGAAUGCUCAGCACUUACACAGCGAGGCCUCAAGACAGUCUUUGACGAAGCGAUCCGGGCAGUUCUCUGCCCCCCUCCCGUAAAGAAGAGGAAGAGAAAGUGCCUGUUGCUGUAAUGUCACGCCCCCCCUGCCCCCCCCCUUUCAGAACCUUCUGUGCUUUGCUCGGAACAAUGGAGCAUUCACACCAAUGCCAAGUUCUUCUGUUCAAAAAAUUCUCUUCCAAUUCUUUUUUUUUUUUUUUUACGAAUCAUCAAUUAUGUUCCCCUUGGUCGAAAGGGUUAGAUUUCUUUUUUCCUUCUACUAAAGAGAUCCUUAAAGUUAAACCUUUAUAAAAGCCUUAUUCCCCCCCCAAAAAAAUUCUCUUGCUCAGAUUAAUCAUGUGUUGCCAAAUUAUCUGCUCAUCUGUUGCAUUACGGUGCUUUGCCUACAGAGCACAAAAUCUGCUUUAUUUUUUUUUAAAGGCAAAUAGGCAUCUUUCAAGCUAACUAAUGUGUUUAGAAUUGCAAAACUUUAUAGUCCUGUUUUCUCCUGGAUAAUGAAAUCGUUAGGAAAAUGGCAGCUGUUUUAACACUCAUCCAGCUGGUGGUUAUAGCAUCCUCGGUCAUGCCUGAACAAACACAAUAACUGUCAGCACAUCCGAGUUCCCUCUUCCAAAAUGCUUUUCAGCCUAUUAAGGACUGAUGCUCUUUGUGAACCUUAUUAACUUCCUUGACAGCAGUAUAUUGUGCAGGAUGGGUGCAUUGAUCAGAAGUGGUUGCUUGACAGUAUUUUGACUCUUGCCUACAGAUCACUUUACACUACAAAAUAGUUGAGAUACGUAGGUCGUUCUUUGUAUGGGGGAAAAGACACAGUAAGAUUAAACCUUCGUUGCAACUAAAGCAGUAGCUGAGGGGAGGUUGGUCUUUACUUAUUUGCAUUUCCCAGUAGGGCAUUCAUUGUAACUGCAAUUUCAGAUUGGUCAUCUUCCUCCCCUCCCCCGAUUUCACUAGCGGCUUUUUUCUUGUAGAUUCUCUUAUUACAGAGCAAUAUAACUCGUAUCUUUAGAUUUUUCUAUUUGCUUUAUAUUUUUGGUAGGCUAGAACGUUCAUGCAUAGCCUUUUUUCCUUUUUCUGCUCCAGUAUUAUACAUGCUUCUGAGUUUUCCUUUAGUCUUUAAGUGACGGUGUAUAAAUCAUGUGCAGCAGCUUUGCCAGGUCUAGUAAAUUUUUUAUACUUUGCUACCUUUCUUAAUUGUCACUAUUUGCUGACACAGUAUCCUUACUAAUGCUGUCCUUUUAACAUCGCCAUGAAGGCAUACAUCCUGUUUGCUCUAGUAACGGUCACUGGGUCUGUGAAGUUCUGUAACCGAGUGCUAACAAUGUUCUGUACAUCUCAAAUGCUGGCAGGAACACUACAAUGAUUUACAACCUUUGAACUACUAGAACAAAUAUAUAUAUGGAGUUUGCAAGAUUGUGAAGUUUUUACAUUUGAUCUUUUUGGUAAUGCAAUUUAGCAAUAUAUUUUGCAUGUAUGACUUAAUAAAUUCUUGAAUCAU